GUAGUCAACUAUAUAAAAGGUCAAGUUCUGCAGCUGUUAUUUGCUGUCUUGGUGGAGUCGUCUGAGUAAACAAGUGAGUUCAAAAUGACCAGACUUACAGUUAUAGCAGCCAUAUGUCUGGCAAUAUGCCAGAUGGGGUCUGCCAGCCGAAUGGAAUGCUACUUCACCAACUGGUCCCAGUAUAGACCUGGUGAGGGCAAGUUCCUGCCAAAAGAUGUGGACCCUUUCCUUUGCACUACCCUGAUCUAUGCCUUCUCAAUCAUCAACUACAACAAUGAGUUGGUCACCUAUGAGUGGAAUGAUGACAUCCUCUACAAGUCUUUCAACGAACUGAAAAAGAAGAAUCCUAGUCUAAAGACUCUUCUGGCUGUCGGUGGAUGGAACUUCGGCUCAGCACAGUUUUCCAUCAUGGUGUCUAAUGAAGCUAAUCGUCAGAGGUUUAUCCAGUCUACAAUCAAAUUCCUAAGAACUCAUGGAUUUGAUGGUCUGGAUCUGGACUGGGAGUACCCUGGUUCUCGUGGAAGUCCCCCAGAGGACAAACAAAGGUUCACUCUUCUCUGCAGGGAGCUGGCUGUUGCCUAUGCAGCUGAAGCCAAGGCCACUGGCCAACCUCAGCUGAUGUUGACUGCUGCUGUUCCUGCUGGAAAAGGAAACAUUGAUGCUGGAUAUGAGAUCGCUGAAGUUGCCAAGGAACUGGACUUCCUCAAUGUGAUGACCUAUGACUUCCAUGGAACUUGGGAACAGUUUACUGGGCAUAACAGCCCCCUGUUCCGUGGCUCACAGGACUCUGGUGACCUGAUCUACUUCAACACUGAUUAUGCUAUGAAGUACUGGAGAGACAAUGGAGCUCCGUUAGAGAAGCUGAGGAUGGGCUUUGCUGCUUACGGUCGUACCUUCCGUCUGACAUCUUCAAACACUGGUGUUGGAGCCCCAGCUAGUGGCCCUGCAUCAGCCGGUCCAUUCACACGUGAAGCAGGAUUCUGGUCCUACUAUGAGAUUUGUAACUUUGUGAAGGACACCCCCAUUCAGUGGAUUGAGGACCAGAAAGUCCCAUAUGCCACAAAGAACAAUGAGUGGGUUGGAUUCGACACCAGGGAGAGCUAUGAUAUUAAGGUGAGCUACCUGCAGGAACAAGGGUUCGGUGGUGCCUUUGUGUGGGCCCUUGAUUUGGAUGACUUUACAGGACAAUUCUGCGGACAAGGAAAACACCCACUGUUGUCUCAUCUCAACAAAAUUCUCAAUAUUGAGAUGCCCACACUGCCCCCAACUACCACCCCUGACCCAAAUUUUACCACCAAAUCCACAACCACAACAACCACAACAACCACUCAUGCUCCAGGACCUGGCUUCUGCAAUGGCAAACCCGAUGGGCUGUACGCCAAUCCAGAUGACAAGGCAACUUUCUACAUGUGCGCUGGGGGGAUCACACACUUGAGAUAUUGUGGUGCUGGAUCUGUCUUUAAUGACAAGUGCAAGUGCUGUGCCUGGCCCUAAGUCUCAAGUGGACACAAUGUGUAAAACCAUGGCUAAAAUACCUGCUUUAGAACAGGCUCCCCCAGCAUUUCUUUAUCCACUGUGUACAGCAUUAUUUCUUUAAUGUGUGUAUAAUCAGUGUAUAAAUGCAAUGUAUUUAAUUUUAAUGUAACAUUUUACAGAUAUUACCUCACAUGCUACCAACAGGACACCUGUCAAAACCCAUACUACAGUUCACAAACAUUUUUCUCUCUUUAAAAACUGUCAUAUAUUCAUCAGUGUGAAAAUACUUAUAAAAUAAAAAGCAUUAAUGAUACAGAGUC
This is a messenger RNA of Betta splendens (Siamese fighting fish), 1796 nucleotides long. Its product is annotated as acidic mammalian chitinase-like. The record is from RefSeq and is a predicted model, not a curated record. Gene Ontology annotation, cellular component: extracellular region. Gene Ontology annotation, biological process: chitin catabolic process; carbohydrate metabolic process. NCBI's taxonomy places the organism in Eukaryota, Metazoa, Chordata, Actinopteri, Anabantiformes, Osphronemidae. Gene Ontology annotation, molecular function: chitinase activity; chitin binding. Bases 85 to 1494 code for a protein of 469 amino acids. The transcript has 12 exons.